AUGGGCAACUGCGGCACGCGGGAGGAGAAUGCCGUCGUCGCCGCGCACGCGCAAGUUCAGCAGCUGCACUUGCUGCAACAUUCUGCCAAGAAUGCUCUUGCAGAUAGGAAGCACAACCGGACCUUUUCAGACAUAAGUGAUCCUUCAACGCCUGGCAAAAUUGAAGAUACCAAGGACAUUUCUAUAUACAACAAUGUGAUUGCCUUCACAUUGUUUGAGCUUGAAACAAUCACAAAGAGCUUUCGUGCCGAUUAUGUUCUUGGUGAAGGAGGCUUUGGGACUGUUUACAAGGGUUAUAUAGACGAGAAUGUCCGGGUUGGCCUGAAAUCGCUGCCUGUUGCUGUCAAGGUGCUCAACAAAGAUGGACAUCAAGGACACAGAGAAUGGCUUACUGAGGUUAAUUUCCUGGGGCAGCUAAGGCAUCCAAAUCUAGUUAAGUUGAUUGGAUAUUGCUGUGAAGAUGAUCACCGGCUGCUUGUCUACGAGUUCAUGUUUCGAGGAAGUCUAGAAAAUCAUUUAUUUCGAAAGACAGCAUCCCCUUUACCCUGGGCUACUAGGAUGUCUAUAGCUUUGGGAGCUGCCAAAGGGUUGGCUUGCCUCCACAAUGCUGAAAGGCCUGUUAUCUACAGAGAUUUCAAGACCUCGAACAUUCUGCUAGACUCUGAUUAUACUGCCAAGCUGUCUGACUUUGGCUUGGCAAAAGCUGGACCAGAAGGUGAUGAGACCCAUGUAUCGACGAGAGUGAUGGGAACAUAUGGUUAUGCUGCCCCUGAAUAUGUGAUGACUGGCCACUUGACUGCUAGAAGCGAUGUCUACAGCUUUGGCGUCGUCCUUCUGGAGCUGCUCACAGGGCGCAAGUCCAUCGACAAGUCACGGUCCAGCAGGGAGCACAGCCUGGUCGACUGGGCCUGCCCCAAGCUGAAUGACAAGAGGAGGCUUCUGCAGAUCAUUGAUCCGAGGCUCGAGGGGCAGUACUCAGUCAGAGCGGCUCACAAGGCUUGCAGCCUGGCAUACUACUGCCUGAGCCAGAACCCCAAGGCGAGGCCGCUGAUGAGCGACGUGGUGGAGACCCUUGAGCCACUGCAGUUGCAGGGCAGCGAUGCAAGCUUUCAGUCCAUCCAUGUCCCUGACUACAGGAUUCACCGUAGGCUAACGGGGAACAAUGUCCACUACAGGGCCAUCCCAAACCCGAAAUGCGCCCCGGCUGCCGUCCCGGCGUGCAGGGUGCGGUGA
This is a messenger RNA of Triticum turgidum subsp. durum (durum wheat), 1233 nucleotides long. The record is from the annotation of a GenBank genome assembly. Lineage: Eukaryota; Viridiplantae; Streptophyta; Magnoliopsida; Poales; Poaceae.